GUGGCUGUGAGAAUAUGCUCUGCGACCGUCCAUGAACCGAUGAGCUGUUCGUUCCCUGGCUGGUCGAACCCCAGGCUGCGAUUGAUGUCCCCACACGCCGAAGCAACCGCUACAGGGACGGGCCACGGACACUCACGCGGCCCGGCUGACCAUGAGCGAGCCUGGCGAGACCGACGCCGGCGCCGGCGUAGGAGUCAGCAGUGGCCCGAGCGACCAGGCGGCCGUCAGUGCGUCGACUGCGAAGCGCUACGCCGCUCUGCUGGCCGCAGUCUCGUGUGGCGUCGCCAUUUUGGUGUGGUUAUUCGUACGCCUUGCGUCCGAGGCAGAUGCCGGCUACUGCGGCUCAUCCGAGUGCGACCGCUAUGCAGUCAUGCUGCACAACAGCUCUGCCCCAGCCGCCGAUCCGUGCGAGGACUUCUACGAGUACGUGUGCGCCCGAUGGUCGGGCUUUCACGAUUCCGUUCAGACGCCUUGGAAGCCGACAACGAGAACCUCCUUCAUUGAGGUCGUCGCAGAUGCUUUUACCAUCUCUAUUAUUCAUGCCGAGUUCCUCUCAGGGUUCUUUUGAUCAUUGGGACAAAAAGGAAGUCCGGCAGUGCCA
Rhipicephalus sanguineus (brown dog tick) is the source of this 601-nucleotide messenger RNA. RefSeq lists its product as uncharacterized. Gene Ontology annotation, biological process: proteolysis. NCBI's taxonomy places the organism in Eukaryota, Metazoa, Arthropoda, Arachnida, Ixodida, Ixodidae. Bases 152 to 568 code for a protein of 138 amino acids. The transcript has 3 exons. Gene Ontology annotation, molecular function: metalloendopeptidase activity. The record is from RefSeq and is a predicted model, not a curated record.